This is a messenger RNA of Papaver somniferum (opium poppy), 3233 nucleotides long. RefSeq lists its product as uncharacterized. Gene Ontology annotation, molecular function: protein tag activity; ubiquitin protein ligase binding. NCBI's taxonomy places the organism in Eukaryota, Viridiplantae, Streptophyta, Magnoliopsida, Ranunculales, Papaveraceae. The transcript is spliced from 7 exons. The record is from RefSeq and is a predicted model, not a curated record. Gene Ontology annotation, biological process: modification-dependent protein catabolic process; protein ubiquitination. Bases 139 to 939 code for a protein of 266 amino acids. Gene Ontology annotation, cellular component: cytoplasm; nucleus.
GAAAAAGAAAAAGAAAAAGAAAGAAAAAAACUUUUCAUCUUCUCCGUCUUGCUUUUAAUUUCCUUUCAUUUCCCUACUGCAUUGGCUGAGAAAAUUCUAGGUUUACGGAGUCGGAGACCGUGAGCUUGAGGCUAACAGAUGGGGGAAGAAACGAUUAAAGCUGCAGUAUGGUAUAAUGGUAAAACUGUCAAUCAAGAUGGAAACAACCCACGUUAUGUUGGUGGUAUAGUGAAGUUCAUCGAUGUAGAUCCAAAUACAAAGGUGGAGGUGUUUCUUUGCACUGUUCGAGACAUUUUUGGCAUACCUGAAGCAGUUCCUAUUACAAUGAAAUACCACAUUUUCUUUUCUUCGGAGAUAUCCAAGCUUCUUGAUAUUACUCCUUACGAGUCGCUAAAGUUCAUGCUCCAACCUGGUCUUAUGCUACACCCUUUCUAUGUCGAGGAGAAUGUGGUUGAAGAUGGCACUGGCACAUACCCAAACAUGCAGAGGUGUAGCCGAUCUGCUAGAAACUCCAAUGCUAUUCAGUCGCCUUCAACCGGAGUAGAAAUUUCUGUCAAGCCAAGUGCUCGUAUACAUGUUGAUGGUUCUUUGAACCAUGCACAAAACAGUUUCCAAGCUCCAGUGCCGAAUCCCAUUCCCGCGAGGCAGCCCAAUAAACCAAGCGUGAGGGACCGAGACGAACCGGUCAGAUCAGUAAAAGUUGGUGACGGUGUUGGAAGGACUUCUUCUACGAAUAGCUCACAGAUGCGGAUAUUUAUCAAGUCACUUUGUGGUCUGGUAAAAACUUUAGAUGUUGAGAGAACUGAAACUGUUGGGAGCCUGAAGGAAAGGAUUCGCAAAACAGAAGGCACUGCAGCCAAGGAUCAAAGACUAAUCUAUGCCGGUACUUGGGAGUCAUUCGGAGCAAAAGAAGGAAUAAAGCACUCUUUUGGAGCAUAAGGGCAGAAUCGUCAAUUCGCAGGCGAGUGGUGGCUGGAGCUAGCCAAGGUUAUGCGGCGAAGAAGGGGAAGAAUGAACUGUCAGUUUCCCAUAACUGACAGGCCAAACUAUUUGAGGUUGUACCCCUUAUCUAUGUUACAUGGGUGGAUAUAUAGGGUAGCCAUAUGGGUAACCCUUAUCUCAGGUGCUGGGGUGGCUAUAUCCACAACAUUUCUUACACAGCCCUAGAAGUUAGAGAAAAUCAUUUCUCAUCAUUUAUUUCUCCUCCUCCCUGUAUGAACCCGAGAGAAAGCAUCUCCAUUAGGGAAAAUCAGAGAAACUCAGUGAGAUUGAGAAGAAAUUGGUGAUGCUGUCGUGUUGAAUCAGCAAGAAGAAAGGUGUAAUCAAAUUGCAGAAUAGUAUUGAUGAGAUGUUGGUGAAUCGGGAAGAAAUCGAGUUGAAGAAACUUAGGGUUUUGCUGUUGCUCUCUGAGUUCAAAUGAGAAGAUAAAUUGCAGAUGGGUUUUUCUCAUUCUGAAGAUUCAACAACAACAGAUGAAUUGAAGUUGCUGUUGAUUGCAGACUUAGAUGUAUGACAGGUUAGGGUUCUCCUGGUGGUGAUUGACAGUGAAGAUGGUGGUCGACUUUGGGUAUGAAUUGGUUUUGAUUGAGAAGGUGAGUUAGGGUUCUGUGGUGUUUGAAGAAUGGAAAGUGGUUCAGAUUGAGAAGACACGGGGUAUGUUGUUGCAGAGAAGAACGAAAUUUCAGAUCGAAUUAGAACUGUUGUUGGUGGAGGAAAUGGUUCAGGAGGUGUUGAUUAGGGUUGCUGAGGUUGAAGUGGUGCAGCUACUGGUUUGAACUGCAGGUGGUGGUGCUGUUGGCGAAGAGCAGAGUGAGAAGGCUUGAAUUGGUGGUUAGUGCUCAGCAGCUGAGAAGGAGCAGAUGGAGAAUUUUAGGCUGCAGUUGGUAUGUGCUGGGAUGGCUCAAGUUUCUGGAGCCGAACUUGGUAUUGCAGGUACCAGCAAUAUGAGCUACUACAGAUGGUGGUGCAGUAGAUGAAUUGGAUUUAAGUUGAGCUGCAACUAAUGGUGAACUAGUGUUGCUGCAAUGGUUGCAAAUGCAGAUGCUGCUGAUGCUGUUGCUGUUACAGGGUGAGUUGCUGUUGGUGUUUCUGCUAAGGUGUUGAGUUACUGAAGUUGCAACUGUGUUUGGUUAUGGAGGCAAUGAGCUAUAGAGAAUGCAAUGGUCAUGGUGCAGUGACUUUGAGUUAUGUCCUGAGCUGGUCAGUGCUGAACAAAGUGUAGGUGAGAUGCUGAUGCUGCUACUCAUUGCAGGUGUUGGUCAGUUGGCAAAUAUGGCUAGAAUGGAAGAUUGCAAGGCUGAGAUGUUGUUACUACAGAUGAAGAGCCUGAACUGGAACUUGAGAUGAAUCUGGGGAAGAAUUGAGUUGCAUUGUGAAUGGUGGACUGAGUGUGCAGUUGCAGGUGCAGUUUUGUGUUGAUGCUACACUGAGGCUAGAGCUGAAAUAGGGUUACAGUGAUGUUGCAACUGAAGCUGAGACAAGACUGAGUUGUGGUGAGUGCUAUGAAUCUGUAAAUGGGUUAUUUCAAUUGCAAUUGAUGUUGCAAUGAAGAUAUGGAGAUGGUUAUGAAACUGCAGCUAGGAAAGAUGAACUGGAAGCUGGUGAUUAAGUGAGAAUUGUAUGUGCAGGAAAGCACAGCCAUCAUGGCUGGAACAGAAGCACAAUGAUUGUGCAACACAGAUGGUUUGACAGCACAGAUGGCCUGACAAGAUAGCCUGCCAUCAUGGUUGUACAUCAGUUCUGACAGCUCAGGCCUGACAGUUCUGGCCUGGUGAAUUCAGCCCAGCUAACUCAGCCAUCCAGCUGAGUAAGAAGCUGACUAGACGAGCUGACUCCCCUGAUCCGGUUUGAUUCUGACCUUGACUGAGUUGACUGGCCGAGUUGACUCAGUUGACUGACCGAGUUGACCCGUUUGACCGGUGACCGGGCAGACUUUGCCGGCCAAUUUCCGGCGACUUUCCGGGCCCGAAUUGACAAAGUUUCUACACGAGUUUUUAUAACUUUUGGACCACGCGGAUUUUCAUCUAAUGGACUUUGAAGAUUGAGCCUAAUUUUGGAAGGCAAAGGGAUAUAAAAGAAGACUCCUACAACUAUUUGGAUUAUCACGUUUAUUAUUAUUCUUCUUGGAGCUUUGGAGAGAACUACUUCUAGGGUUUGCUUUAUUUUCUUCUUCUUAAUUAUUUUAUUGAUUAUGAACUCCUCUAUUAUGAGUAACUAAAUACACAAUUGGUUAU